This is a messenger RNA of Scheffersomyces coipomensis, 801 nucleotides long. RefSeq lists its product as uncharacterized. Bases 1 to 801 code for a protein of 266 amino acids. The transcript has a single exon. Lineage: Eukaryota; Fungi; Ascomycota; Pichiomycetes; Serinales; Debaryomycetaceae. The record is from RefSeq and is a predicted model, not a curated record.
AUGGUAAGUGUUUUACCAUUAUAUGUUUUGAUAUGCUCGUUGAUAUGUAAUGUUCAUGCAUCAUUAGGUUUACAAUCAUCAUUUGCUGGUCCUCAAUUUAACACUAUUGUAAAUUGGACAUUAACCGUUCCUUUCAGAUCGAUUCAAACCAUGCCAGUGGUGGAUUUUGUUAAUCGUACUUGGAUCCAAGUUGAAACUCCAACCUUGAACAACCCAAGAUUAGCAGGUAAUUUCACUUUGAUUGAAUUAAAAGCUGCUCCAUUUGAUUUAAUUAAAAAAUUCCAAGGUAAUACUAAUGCAAAGACUAUUAUUAAUAAUUUUUCAAGUUAUAAAUAUAAUUUCGGUUUAGCUGAAACUUUAACUUAUAAAUUAAGUUCAAUAAUAGGUGCUUGGUCACAAAAUUAUAUUUACAUUGUAUUUCAUUAUCUUGAUUUGGGUGUUGAAUUCGCGGCUAGAUUUAUUAAACUGGCUUUUCGUUUAGCUAAGCUGUAUGAUUGUGGUGGUCAAAUUGUGGAAUUUAUAAUUGAAGGAGAUGAAAUUCCUUGGAUGGUAUAUGUUGGUACUUGGACUUUAGGUGAAACUUGUCAAAUUCCUUCUUCAAAUCAAAUUAUUAUAGAGAAUGUCCCUGAUUGGAUUAAAGAAAAGAAAGAUCAGAAAGAUCAAGGUGAAAUUGAAGCAUUCACAGUUAAAGUCGAUCAUAAUAAUGGUCAAUGGUUCUCAGAUGUCAAAUUUUGUAAAAAGACUGCUAAAAAUUAUCCAUGGCUUAUUCCAAAUUUACAUAUACCUAAUAAGUAUUUGUAA